Messenger RNA from Lepisosteus oculatus (spotted gar), 8393 nucleotides. RefSeq names its product protogenin A. Gene Ontology annotation, molecular function: protein binding. Lineage: Eukaryota; Metazoa; Chordata; Actinopteri; Semionotiformes; Lepisosteidae. Gene Ontology annotation, biological process: cell-cell adhesion. The record is from RefSeq and is a predicted model, not a curated record.
GUAGUGUGAGAGGCAACAGUAGUAGGAUUUAGCAUGCCUAAACAGCCGGAAUAAAUGGCGUCUUUUAAACGGAAAAUAUAUCAGCGUAUGCUGUUUUUUGCGGUAUUUCUUCCUAUUUCAGGUGUUUUAUGUUUUAGUGAGCUGUUUUUCAUCAAAGAGCCCCACGAUGUGACUGUAAUGAGGAAGGACCCCCUGAUAUUAGAUUGCCAAGCGCACGGCGAGGCCCCCAUUGCUGUGAGGUGGCUGAAGAAUGGAGUAAAAGUUGUGGAGAGUGAACGCGUCUAUCCUCUCGCCAAUGGAUCUCUUUAUAUUGCGGAGGUGGAAAGCAGGAGAGGGGACAAAUCGGACGAUGGGUUUUACCAGUGUCUUGCUCAGAACAAAUACGGAGCCAUCCUGAGUCAGAAAGCUCGCCUUACUAUUGCAAGUAUAUCUACCUUUGAGAUUCAGCCAGUGUCGACAAUGGUAGCUGAAGGCUCGGUGGCCCGAUUUGCCUGCAAGAUAAAUGCAAGUCCUCAGCCAAUCAUCACAUGGGAGUUCAACCGGACCACUUUACCUCUUGCAACAGAAAGGAUUACUGUGCUUCCAAAUGGAGUCCUGCAGAUCCAGGGUGUAGAGCAAGGGGAUGCCGGGAAUUAUCGUUGUGUAGCUACAAACAUUGCAAACCGCCGGAGAAGCGCAGAGGCAACACUGACUAUUACCUCAGUUUCAGGCCCCCGACCACUGCAAAGACCAAAAAUUAUCGCAGGACCUCAGAACAUUACAACAUCUCUACAUCAGAGCGCUAUCCUGGAGUGUGUGGCCACUGGAAAUCCAAAGCCCAUUAUUUCUUGGAGUCGCCUAGACCACAAGUCCAUCGACGUGUUUAACACCCGCGUGCUGGGAAACGGCAACCUCAUCAUCUCAGACGUCAAACUGCAGCACUCUGGGGUUUAUGUGUGUAGGGCCACCACCCCUGGCACACGCAACUUCACUGUGGCCAUGGCAACGCUCACUGUACUGGCUCCCCCCUCCUUUGUGGAGUGGCCCGAGAGUCUGACCAGGCCGAGGGCGGGCACGGCACGGUUCGUCUGCCAGGCAGAGGGCAUCCCCUCGCCCAGGAUCACCUGGCUGAAGAAUGGAGACAAGGUGCACUCCAACGGCAGAAUCAAGAUGUACAACAGCAAACUGGUCAUAAACCAGAUCAUCCCCGAGGACGACGCCAUUUACCAGUGCGUGGCCGAGAACGACCAAGGCUCCGUGCUGGCGAUGGCCAGGCUGAUCGUGGUGAUGUCGGAGGACAGGCCCAGCGCGCCCAGGAACAUCCGCGCGGAGACCGUGUCCAGCUCCGCCAUCCUGCUGGCCUGGGACCGGCCCUUCUACAACUCGGACAAAGUCAUCGCCUACUCUGUGCACUACAUGAAAGCGGAAGGUUUAAACAAUGAAGAAUAUCAAGUGGUCAUUGGAAACGACACGACCCGGUACAUUAUUGAUGACCUGGAGCCAGCUCGCAAUUAUACCUUUUACAUCGUGGCCUACAUGCCCAUGGGAGCCAGCCGCAUGUCAGACCAUGUUAUCCAGCACACCUUGGAAGAUGUCCCGCUGCGUGCCCCAGAGGUCAGCCUGACGAGCCGCAGCCCCACGGACAUCCUGGUGUCCUGGCAGCCCCUACCUGCCAAACUAAGCCGCGGGCGCAUCGAGUCGUACCGCCUGUCUUACCGCACCAGUACGGAGAGCACGGUCACCUCUCUGGAGGUCCCAGGGCACCGGACCCAGCACCUCCUGCAAGCCCUGGAGCCCGACACCAUCUACCUGCUGCGCAUUGCCGCAGCGACCCGCGUGGGCUGGGGGGAGCAGUCUGUCUGGACCUCACACAGAACCCCCAAAGCCUCCAGUGCUAAAGUGCCCUUGGCUCCAGAAAUCAGCCUGGAGCCGUUAAACUGCACCACCAUCGUGGUGAGGUGGCAGCCCUCCCCAGUCAACGCAGCUAGCAUCCAGGGCUACAGGCUGUUCUACCGGGAGGAGAGCCAGCCCGAGAGCGCCCCCAUCCAGCUGCGAGCCCAGGAGCUGCGCCACACCAUUGGAGGACUCGAUCCAAGGAGGAAAUACCACGUCAAGCUUCUGGCCUACAGUUACAUGGGAGAAGGUUAUCAGGCAGACCAGACAGUCAGCACCCCUGGCUGUGUGUCGGUUCGGGAUCGCAUGGUGCCUCCUCCUCCACCUCCUCACCACCUGUACGUGAAGGCCAACAGCUCUUCCUCGGUGUACCUGCACUGGGGCCGCCCCGCCUUCACCUCCGGCCAGACGGUGAAUUACACCAUCCGCUGCAACCCCGUGGGCCUGCAGAACGCCUCCCUGGUGCUCUACCUGCAGACUUCUGAGCAGCACAUGCUUGUGCAGGACCUUCAGCCCAACACCAGAUACGAGUUUGCAGUCCGCCUCCACGUGGACCAGCUCUCGAGCCCGUGGAGUCCUGUGGUCUACCAGAGUACAAUGCCAGAAGCUCCGACUAGACCUCCGACAGGAGUGAAGGUGACUCUCAUAGAGGAUGACACAGCCCUGGUGUCCUGGAAGCAACCAGAGGAGCCCAAUGUUGUCGUGACACGCUACACAGUCCUCUAUGCUUCCAGGAAGGCAUGGAUUGCUGGAGAGUGGCAGGUGCUUCAGAGAGAAGGGAGCAUCACCAUGGCAUUGCUGGAGGACCUUCUUCCGGGGAAUGUCUACCUCAUUAAGAUAUCGGCAUCAAAUGAGGUGGGAGACGGCCCCUUCUCCAACCUGGUGGAGUUGGCCGUUCUGCCAGAAGGGUCUCAGUCCAGUCAAAAUUCCAGGCAUUCUGAUGGCACAGCUGAGGCUAAAGCUUACUCCAAUGGCUUUUACCAUCUGGACCAGAAGUCGAUGACGGGGAUCAUUGUUGGAGUUUGCAUUGCCUUUACUUGUAUCAUCAUCUGUGUUCUCAUCUUGAUCUGUCGGGGCAGAGCCAGGAAAUUAUAUACUACAAAGAUCAUCCAGCAAGGAAAUGGCCAGCUUAAUCAUGCUGCUACCCCUCGGAGGAAUGAAAGCCAAGCAGAAAAUGCAGAGUCUCUGAUGCCAAUGAUGGGCAAUAACUUCAUUGACACAAAGGGUGGAACAGACCUCAUUAUAAACAGCUUUGGGCCAGUAAAACCCACCAUUACAAAGAAGAAGAAAUGGCUGUUCUUCAGCAGUGAAGAUAAGCUAAAGCUCAAGAAAAGCGAGGCUCAGAGGAGAAGCCACACUACUUGCUCAUACCAAAAAGGGACAACAGUGCUGACCUACGAAGAGGAGAGCCCCUCCGGCCAAAACCAGCCUGCCUCACUCCAGGCCUUGUUUGGUCCGGCUGGCGACACUGAGCAUUCCCAGAACAGCGAGGGCAGCCACGAAACGGGGGACUCGGGAAGAUAUUCCCACGACGAGAUGGAAAUGACCAACCUGUCUUCGGGCCACAACACACGGCCUCCAUCCCAAGAGCUUUUCCUGGUCCAGGAGGAGGAAGGACCUUCUCUCGAGAAGCCCACCUCGGGGCGGCCCCUACUCCUGUCGGAAGGGGCACCUGGUGACGUCUCUGCAGCGCCUCAAGACUCCAUGGCAACUGUUUCAUCUGUGUUUCCCCUCUGACAGCCCCACCCACCCCGUCUCCUCUGUUCUAAAAGACAAUGAGCAGGAAAGCCAAAAAGAUUGUUGGAUCCCGAGCUCAGGUUCUGGGUAUUCAAGCGUCUUUUACUUUUGAUGAAUGUGUUUCCUUUUAUGUUUUCUUUUAUUAUUAUUUUUGGAAAAAAAAAUCUCACCCACCAUGAAUGUUUCAAAAAGAUUGUCGAAAAUGUGAAAAAUGACUGCUACAUUUCUGACUUUAUUUAAAAGAGUAUAUCACUGGAGCAAAAGGGAUCUUAAACUCCUUUCUGCUGUAUAUCUACCUCAGUUUACCACGUGGUGAACUCACACUAUAUAUUUAAUAACUACUUCUUACCUGCGUUACAUAACAGAUGUCCUAGGUUAUGUAACGAUUGAUACUUCCUGAUAGCAAUAGUUUGUUUUUGCUAUAAGUGUUGCAUUGUUUGUCUUUUGUUUUGUUUUGAAGUAAGGGAUUGUAAGGGUGCAUUAUUUGCUCAAAGCUUAGGUUUUCUAGCCAUUUUAAGGGACCUGAGUUUUUUUUUUUAAUAGACUCUUUGCACAGCUUUUGAAACUCUAGAAAAAGGGUUGUUAUAAUGCUUUAUGCUUAGUGGGAAUCUUCGUCCACAUGGCCUUUUCACGGAGAGCUGGUGCAUUGCUUGUUAGGUUUUAUUAUUUGGUUUAGAACAAAGUAAUUUGCCACAUAUUCCAUUUUCUCCAUCUGUGCAUCAGUAUCAGCUGACAAAAAUUCCCUGAUAUUUCAUAUAAUUUCAGCUGGAGUAUGUAGUUUUACUAGCACACUUGCUACUUGGUAUUCUGAGUGCAUCUCUUGGCUGUCACUAGUGUAGACGAGAUUUAUCUCAUUAGGUGGUGGUGCUGCAUAUAUAUCUUUCAGCAAUUAUUUCAUUGAAUGCCAUCUCUGUCAGUUGUUUAUAGUGUCUGAAAACCAUGCAUCCUUGUUCAGGAGUUGGUGGUACAGUAUGAUUACUGGAACUGAUCAUACUUGCUUGGAAAAUGACCAGUGAAUGAGAACCCAUUCCUGACUUUCCAUAAUACUUAUAAGAUGUAUUUAGAAAUUGCCGCAAAAUGGAUCAGCUGGCACUGGUUUAGAUGCACUCCAGCUGUCAUACGUUUUUCAAAGAUAUUCUUAUUGCAUGAAUGUUCAAAAUAUCACUUCUUCUUUAUCAGCAGUGAAAGGUUCCAAAAUGACAGGAGGCCAUCAGGUCUAUUUCACUUGUAGCAAGGUAGCAAGGAGAUAAUUGAUCUCAUCCAGCCAGUGAAAAGAAACGCAUGUAUUGCUGAAAUAAAUAGUGGCUGAGAACAGUCUAAUGUGUGAAACCAAAUGUAAUGGUAUCUGCUGCACAUUUCUGAUAGAAGACUAGACUGGAAUAGCUCUGAUUGCCAGGAUUGGCUUCAGCUCCCUCACAACUCUGUAUUGGAACAGUUUGAAAAUGAAUGAAUGCUUUACAAUUGCAAAACAUCAGACAUCGAUAUGUAAGGGAUGUGGCUCUGAUGUUUGAUCAGCUAACACAACUCUGUUCUUGGGAGUUUAACUGGGUGCACAACACCACUACAGGCUGUUUGACCUUUAGAGAGGUUCCACUGGGCUGAAACACAGCUCAUUCUUAUGCCGACACAUUUUUGACAGUAAGUGGAUUAGCAUUAGGAAAUUGGCCUUGUGAGUAAUAAAAUAUCUUAAUGUGCAGCCGUUAUUAUCGCAUGCAUUGUGGCAUAUAUACUUUAUAGUUGUACAUUAUAUCCUAUAUUCAUAAUUUUCACAAAUCUUUGAUAUUCAUUUGAUAUCUCGAAACAAAGAAAACCUAAGCUUUAGUAAAUCUACUUUUGUUGUUCAUUUUAAAUAAGCUUUUUGUAUUGUGAAGUGUUGCCCUUACAAUCUGUUUUAUACUACCUCCUGUAUGUGUUAUGUAGUGUUAUUUUGUUAUUUUUCCUAAGCUCAGGGAACAAUGUUUAUUACAUUUGUAAUGCCAUGUAUGAUGUUGUAUUACAUGGUUAACUGACAGGGUAUCUUCUUAGAACUGCUUAUAAUAGCAACUAGUUGCUGUAGAUCUGUAAGAACAUUUCAGUAGAAUCAUGUGCCAAUAAUGGUUCACAGCUUAGAAAUGCCAAUGUGAUGUGACACUAACAAAUCAGCUUAAAUUUCUUUUCACCUACAGAGAUAUGGCCUUUAUCAGAUUGAUCUGUGUCUCUUGUUUUAUAGCAGGUUUUUAUUCGUUAAAUAUAUUUUAAUAGAGUAGUUACUAACAAAAAAAAUGCUGUACUGAAUACAGCAAAUCUUAAAAGCUUUAAAAAUGGCCUUAAAGUGAGAAGGGUCUUUCAGAUAAUAAGAAACAGAAUAAGGCUCCAGAACCACCUUGAGGAGGAGGAUUUGACCCUCUGACACAAAGGGAUAGUGAGAGUGUGAAGAAAUAAGUGCUGAAAACCAAAAAUCGAGCAAAGCAAAAAAUUAUGUAUACACCAAAAAACCUUUUAGCUCCAAAGAUAUAUUUUUGUUGGCUUAUAAGUGCUACUGAGUACUCAUUCUAAUUAUCUCUGUUUCUUAAAGUAGGUAAUGCUUAUUUCAAGAAUAGAAGCAUAGUUUUAUCAGUCUGGCGCUUGUCUUUCAGAUUAGUGUCACCUUCCAGUUUUAGAUUAUAGCUAAUAUGCAAUGGUGACAAAUGCUACUAUCCAAAGAAUUGUUUGCUUCCUCGGCUGUUUCUUUCUUUUAGCUUUUCCAUGGAACAUUAUGAUGAGGAAUCAUCAUGCCAAGCCAAAGAUCAAAUAACGAUUCCCAUGGAUCAGCUAAGAUGCUGCUUUUAGUAAAAUAUGACGCCUUGCACGUAACUGUGCCCUCAUUGUGUUACCAAAUGUGUGGAGAUGCGGGUAAUCUCUCAAUGCUCUGGGAAUGUUGGGUGCUUUUAUUAUUUUUUAAUAAAUAACAGAGCAAUAAUAAUAAUUUCAUGUACAUGAUCAAUUUCCACAUAGUACAAAAAUCAGUUUUCUCUGAAAACCCAAGUGUUAUAACAAGAUGGUGGGCUUAUUAUAGGUGGCAUAUUAGAUACAGAGAUAUAUUAUUCCUCUGUCUGUGUUAUGGCAUUGGUAGUUCUCAGAGUUAAUUGACUAAUUAAAGGGUACAUUAUUGCGUGAAAAGUGACACAAUCAGUUAUUCUUUAUUUGCAAAAGCAAACAAUGUAAACCAAAGAUUUCCUUCUGUUACCUCUGCAUAUUGGCUGUGUAGUUCCAUAGGCCUGCAUGAUGUUUUUGUCAUUUAAAAUGUUUAAAUGUUUUUUUAUUAUUAAUGUUUCAAUUCCAACUAUAUAUGUGGGUGUCUCCAAGAGUACAAACCAAGAUGACAGUGGUGCACCACUUGCGCUUUAGUUUAAAAAACAAUUGAGCAAAAAAAAUUGAUUGAUUUUUUUUUUUUAGAACAGUGUUGGUGGUCCUGUUUAUUUCUGCCUAAAUGAAAUGCUUGUAUUAUCAUAUGUUUUGCUUAGCGCUCUGAUGUGCACUGACUGCCUUUUGGUUUUUGCCCGGAGAUGCCUGAAGUGUGUAAAAUAUUUGAAAAAAGUUUGAGUAAAACUUCUGGAAAUGUUGUAGAUGAGCAUUAAUCUGGAAAGCUGUGUUGAACUGUCAGUGUUGGCAUUUUAUAUUAUUUCUUUUGUUUCUUUUUGUUUAAUGAGCCAGUGUAAUGUUAAUGCAUAAAUGGUAACUACCAAUUCCCACUAUACGUGAUGAGAUGCCAGUUUGCUUACUGUGUUGCAAAAAAUGGCUGGGUUCAGAAACAGCAAACCAGUUUCCUAUAUUGGGUUUCUUUGAUUCAUUUUUAAUGCUCCUCAUAUUCCUUACCAUGCCUGUGAUUGUAUAGACAUUCUUAUAAUUUCUACUCUUAACAAAGGCUGGAAUGUGCAAGUAUGUUCAGCACUCUUUUCUGAAUGUUCAUAUUUUGAUCAAAAGCUUUCUCUGGGUUUUCCCAGGUCUCAAUUUACCAUAACGAUGGCUCACGAAAAUGUGUUAAAACCUGGCUGUUGUGACAAGAGUCUCUUUGGAAGAUCAAGCUCUGUUUAGGUCACAUGUUCAUCAUCAGGUAAACAAAUAGUGCAAAUGAUAAAUCCGGCUCACAUUAUCAUGCCUGAGCAGGAUGUGCUGUUUAAGUUUCAGAUCGGAAGUGCAUGACUGUCCUAUCAGCCAUCUGUCCAGUAACAUUCUCAUUGUUUACCUUUAGUGCUCAUUCCAGCCUUUGAUCUAAAGAGAACAGAACCACCAUUGAAUGAAAACAUUGCAAGUGGUCAGUGUUAAGUGAGAGACAGUGGUAUCUCAUCCUUUGUCAUUUAAUUUUCCUUUGUUUUGGAUCGCUGAUAUUUUUUUCUGGACAUACAGUAUAAAAGGGAUGAAGUUGAAGAGCCAGUCUGGUAUGAAAGAAAUCUCAGGUGUCCUGGGUCUUCGAAACUUCAGCUGCCGUGUUUAUUGGUAAAGGCAAUGUUGGCUCUUUCAGCAGUGGUAGGUGGACCUGGAUUAUAUCAAAUUUUACUCAGGGGAAUCUGCUCCAUAUUUCCAUUGCUGAGUGACAGGCAACAUGUGCUUUGAAUUGUGAAUGUACCUCUUGUAAUUAUAUUUUUGUUUUAAUUUUAUAUUUUGUUUCUUUUAUUAUUUUCUUUGCCUGGAGAACAGGCCUGCUUUAUCUAUUCUACAACAAAGUUCAUGCCAAAAAUAUAAUACUAGUAUACAAGCCAAAUGUUUUAACUCUUAAUAAAAGUCAAAAUUAUGGAUUGCACAGUUUAAAUAAAAGUUUUCAUGAA